CAUUGUAUUCACAGAAGAUCUACUCAAGUGUGAUUCACUAUUAUAACCUUAUUUGUAUUCAGGUACACAUUUCAACAGAGGAUUAAUACUUUUGAUCAAAGUUAGGUGCACCUCUUUCGACAAAUAUUUUUAAUCAACGUGAGAAAAAAUUGCUACAGAUCUGCAUGCAGUUUGGACGCACUUGUUAUAGACUCAGAAUGUUGGUAGAUCUACUACGUCACAGCUUAUAGUUUGAGCUUGCAUGAACUCACUGUAGGCUAAUAACUUCUAAUACACAUUAGCUGAUCACAUUUUAAAGUUUUAUCGGACAUCAAGGGUAUAACGAGCUCGUGUUUGUAACUAGCCAGAAAUACGUUAUUUGUACCAAUGGCUGAGAAGAUUGAGGAAAAGAAAGCUCCAAGCUUUUCACAUAACCUAACAUGUCCACUAUGUCUUGGUAUCUUCGACGAGGCGACCAUCCUGACUUCAUGCGGACACACCUUCUGUCGGAAAUGUCUCAAGAACUAUGACCUGUCCCAUCAGGAACUUGAUCACAUGAUAUGUCCUCUCUGCAAGGAGGUCACUAAGUUGUCUGCGAACCGUGUCGAUGAUUUCCUCACCAAUGUAACGGUCAACGGACUCGUAGACGAUUACAACGCCAAGUGUGGAGGGGUGAAUGCUGCCCUAGAGGUGCGUCCAAAAUGCACCGCUUGCACAUUCCAUCAAGAUGCUGUCUCAUUCUGCAGAACAUGUAAUAAUUACAUGUGUGAUAAGUGUCUGGAUUGUCAUCAACAUCUUACAGUCGUCUUUAAGGGACAUGAGAUUGUAUCCAUGGAGGAUAUCAUCAAGGGGAAGGUCAGCAUUGGUCACCUAUAUGAGAAGUGCUGCAUCCACAAACAAGAGAACAAAGAUAUGUUUUGUGAGGAUUGUAAGGUCCACGUCUGUCACAAGUGCGUGAUAGUCAGUCAUCAAAAUCACAACAUCAAGAAUCAGGCUGACUUCGAGCAAGAGUUACGGCUAAAGGUGAACGAUCUUGUCCAGCGUUGUGCAAGUAAGAAAUCAGAACUGGAGAAGAACAUUCAGAAUGUGGAAGUACAACGAAAUAAAGUAUACACUGCCGUGCAGAAACUACUGGACGAUGUCAAUCAAGCCUACAGCAUCAAGGCCAAAGAGCUUGAAGAAAAUCUUCGAAAUCUCAUCGAGCAGAUCAAUGCAUUAAAGCAGAGUUUUGAUGACGAUCUCAACGUCUUGAAAUCCAACGAUCGACAAAGGAUCAAGAGUAUUUGCAGUUCAAUAACACUGGUAGCUAAUGACAGACUGGGUCGUCUCGAAACAGACAGUGUGUCUGCUCAUAACUUGCUCUGUGAGGAGCUGGAUGCCCUGCUCAAGGUGGCUACUGAUCACACUUCUGCGGCAACCAUUGCGAAGAAAGCACAGAAGAAGAGGUUCAAUCCUGCAGACGUUACUUGUCUUGAAAUCGGGAGCAUCUCAGAAUCAGCUCCUGAUCACACUUCUGCGGCAGCCAUUGCGAAGACAGCACAAGAGAAGAGGUUCAAGCCUGCAGACGUUACUUGUCUUGAAAUCGGGAGCAUCUCAAAAUCAGAUCCCAAGGUGCAAUUAAUGAAGUCUGUAAAUCUACGGGAACUGAUGUUUGGUAUGACCCCGUACUCUAAGGACAGUGUAGCUAUCGGAUAUAUGGAUGCAUGUGGUAUAGAUAUCAUCGAUUCAACUGGUUAUCAGGAACUGUAUGCAAACAUAACAAGUAACAUGAAGUGCGCUCAUCUUGUGUUUCAACAAGACGGGUCGGUAUGCAUAUCGACAGGUAACAACAAAGCACACGUAUAUGCUCCUAAUGGAACCAGGAAAUCAAUCAUACAUGUGAAAGGCAAGGAACUUUAUCUCAAACUAAGCAGAAGCCCAUCAGAUGAAAUCCUCAUCGCUAACGGUGGAAACCAAGUCUAUAUCUUAGACCCGACGGGAUCCACUCUCAAACACACUGUUCCAACAAAACACAAGACGGGCCAGGUAUCUGGCACCAGGUCGGGUUUGAUCGUCACGAGUUCAUGUAAUUUAACCAGUUCAAGCGUGGUGACGGUCUAUGACAGGAAUGGGAAUGCUGGUAAGUCUCUACAAUCUCCAAAUUGUGUCUACAUGUAUGCUACCGUGGAUGAGCAGGACAGAGUGUAUGUAGCGAGUGUUAUAGAUAUUGGGAAUAAUUAUUACAUGGUGAUCAGGCUCUACGACCUUGAUGGUCUGAACUUCAAGGAGAGAGUUAAGUUCGAUGCACUUAAACUGGAGACUGGUCAUAGUUGGCGUUACUUGGUUUCCCUCUCACCAGACGUGCUCGCGUUUGCUAAUGGCAAGAUGUUGUAUUUUAUCAAAGUAUCACCGUAA
Molecule: messenger RNA, 2373 nt
Organism: Strongylocentrotus purpuratus (purple sea urchin)
Lineage: Eukaryota; Metazoa; Echinodermata; Echinoidea; Camarodonta; Strongylocentrotidae
Product: E3 ubiquitin-protein ligase TRIM71-like
Exons: 2
Coding region: 367-2373 (668 amino acids)
Biological process (GO): positive regulation of DNA-templated transcription
Cellular component (GO): chromatin; nucleoplasm
Molecular function (GO): zinc ion binding; ubiquitin-protein transferase activity
Source: RefSeq, a predicted model, not a curated record